Molecule: messenger RNA, 852 nt
Organism: Nannospalax galili (Upper Galilee mountains blind mole rat)
Lineage: Eukaryota; Metazoa; Chordata; Mammalia; Rodentia; Spalacidae
Product: translation initiation factor IF-2-like
Exons: 1
Coding region: 34-819 (261 amino acids)
Source: RefSeq, a predicted model, not a curated record
AGGGAAUUGGGGCUGGGGUCGCAGUGUCUGGAGAUGCCGCAGGGGGAGGGGUCUCACGCCGCACGGGGCGGAGCCCUCGGGGCGGGACGCGGAACGGGUGCGAUCUCCGAGCCAGUGCUGGUGGAAGGCGGAGCCCGGCGCUCAGGGACGGUGCUAAGACGGCUGGAGGGCGGGGCCUGGCGCCUGGAGGAGGAGCUGGAACAGGUAGAAGGCGGAGCCUCGGGCUCGGAGACCGAGGGGCUGGGAGCCCAGGCGCUGGGGGCGGGGCUUCAGGUGGUGAGUGGCGUGGCUCCAGUUCAGGAGGAGUCUAGUCUUGCUGAGGGCGGGGCUGCAGGGCCGGGGGCGGGGUCACGCCCCCUGAAGGGCGGGGCCAAGGAACCAGGCGAAGGGCUAAGCCCUAGUCGUGGCCCGGGGCGUCCACGCGGGGGCGGUCUCCGUGGUGGCCGAGCCUGGGGGCGCGGCAGACCGAGAACUGCCCCGGGAGAGGUGGUGUGGGUGGAGCGAGCUGCACAGCCCGCCGACUCGGAGCCUGUCUGGGUACCCCGGAGGCCCCCGAGAGCUCAGAGCUGGGGCGGGGCCCCGGCAGGAGGAGGCACUGGGCCCGGCUGGGGGGUACCUCCGGAGGACCGGGGGUCUCCAGAGCCUCCUAGCGGAGAUGUGUGGGUGCCUCGGGGCCGGCCCCCUGCAGCUGCCGCAGAGGUGUGGGUGUGUUGGACUGGGGGCAGCUGGGUGUGGCGUGAAUGGGGUCGCCCGGUCGGGGCAAAUCCAGUGCAAUCAGAUAGGGUCUGGACUUUGCGUAAAGGGACUGGUGGGAAUUGAUGAGAAGAGAAGGGGACCGGGAGGGAGGGAAGG